GUUAACAUGUAAUGGUGGUGAAUGGUUUGUUGUGUUGAUGAAGGCAUUCGUAGUAAGAAUAUUCGCUUCUUAGAUUGGAACUUAAAUGUUAUUUCAGUACAAAUCGAAUAAAAAAUAAUUUCCUGGAAAGCGAAUCGAAACAAAAAGCAUUGCAUUAUUUCAUAAUUAAUUCCAGACAAUUGUGCAAAAACUGGGCUGCUAAUUUCUCAGUGACGCUAGUGAUGGCUCUGUUUCAGUGACCCCGAGUUUCAGUAGCACUUCACCAGGAUGUACAUUCAAAGCUAUGCCCAUUAUUGCAAUCAGGAAACUAAAAAGUGAUAACAGCGCAAAAAUGAAAGUUAUCACAAAUUUCGAUCUUAGCGGAUUUUAUGUUGUGCACGAAAUUUCGAACGUUUCUUUAUGCGAAACAGCCAGUAGGACUUGUGUUUGUAAACCAAUCAAGUAUCAGCUGAGGAGGAGUACUAAGCCUACCGGGUCGUAGAAAAAGUUAGGUUUGAGCUGCAUUUUGCUUUGUUUGUUGACAUAAGUCGCUUGAAUAGCACAUCUGCACCGUCUUUUUUUAACAGUUUGUACAAAAGGAUUGAAUAGUGAUAUGAAGUUUAAAGAAUAAUAAUAAACACUUCAUUAAGAGAGUUUGAAAAAAAAAAAAAAACUGCUCUAAGUUAAGAGCUUCUGGCAUGCUUCAAGAUUUAAGGCAUAUAUUUAUAUACUUCCAUGAAAAUUUCACAUUAUCCUUUGCAAAUCAUCUGUAUUAUCUGCCUUUUCUUGGAAGUUGUUGAUACUGACGUAGCUGUGUAUAUUGUGUUGAGCAUCUUCUUGCAUAAUUUUUUAAAAAAGUUUCUCAUUACUGGGUGAGUCAGCUUUGAGUAGAAAGGUUAUUCAGCUAUUGAAGAAUCAGAUUUUGUUUGCCACAUUUUGCAUACGAGGUCUUCAUGUGGCUUGCAAUAAUCAGAUCAAUCACAGCUUCCAUUUAUACUGUAUUGAAACAUUCCAUUAUUUUGCAAAAGCCAUGUUCAAAAGGAAAUGUUAGAAACAUUUGACAUUCUAUUCAUCUGCCAUUUUUUCAAGUAAAGUACGCCAUGUAAGCAGUUUUCAUAUGUCUGUUCCUGGCCCUGUCAGGUGUGUGAAGCAUCUACGAAACUGGCUGCGAUCUUCCUCAACAAAACGUAGGCUUGGCAGGAGCUUGUAUUUUCUCAUCGAAUGUAGAUAACUUGCCUAAGAAAAAAGGCAAGUCAUAAAAUGUGAAUCGUGGCAGAUCAGGUGUAUAUAAUUUACUGUGAUGUGAAUACACUGAAUAAUCGAAGGCUUGCAAAAAUAAACAUAAAGCGGAAUGUUCGUGCCCUCCAAAGAAUUUGAUAUUUCUAAUAUGGGAGAGGCUGCUGUAAAAGCACAUAUGAAAGGAAGAAUGGAAAGUAAGUAACUUAGAACAAAAGCAGAAUAUACGAGUAGAUUCCAGGCUGUUGUGGAAGAUUUUAGAAAUCGUUCUACACUGUAUUAAGCAAUGACUGUGGCAAAAGUAGACCGAGCUAACAGCUUAUUGUUUCAUGCAUUUCCAUUUUGAAUAGAAUAAUGGGCUAGCUUCAAACAAAUAAAUUUAUCAUGUCUGCUUCAUGGCAGCAGACAUAAUGAGGAUGGUGAAUUGUCCUCCUGGUCUGAAUUUUGUUAAUUUUGUCUGCACGAUGGUCACCAGAUAGAACUGGGCUCCCCCAUGUGUGAGUCAUGAUGAAUGGGGAAGGACCUAGUGUACCUAUUACAACUUUAGCUGGUAUACAAAGCCUGACUGACCUUUUGUUAGAAUUGCCUCUUCCUACACCACUGCCAAGUGUCACAGGACACCAAAGUCUUCUUUCUCAUUUGAGAGAUUCUGAAGAAGCAAGGAGACUUUUGAGUACUCAAGAGUCCAUAUUAAUCCCACCGCUCAUUGAUGCAUUAGGCUGUACAGUCACAGAUCAUAUUGAAGUGAAAGAUGGCUAUUAUGGAAGUGGUUCCCAUAGUGGACAAUUAUCGCAACUUGUGCAGUAUUUGCUCGGUACAAAUCCUGGCCUUUUCAAAGGCUCAAUGCACGAGCUUCAUGGUGGAAGUAUUGAACACCAUGUACCUCCUGGGCAGUGGCUGCAGAGGCAGUGUUCAAAUAUUCCAGUGCAUUCACAGCCACAUGCUUUUACAGCAACUGCAGUUUCACCUUGUCAGCCUCGUCCAACUCAAGACAACAGUCCAAAUUAUUUUCCACUUGAGCAUCCCCCAACACCACAAGGUGCAAGAAUUGUACAAAGCAAAACAUUAAAUGUGGUGCCACCCAAAUCACCUGCGGCAUAUUCUCCAUAUGCUAAUCCUGUGGUAUCAUCUGGUCAACAUCCAAUCACUCCUCUCCACCAUAAUGCCAUUUCCCAAGGGACAACUGAUUCCUUAUCCUCAGGUUUGCAAGAAAGCCCACAAAUAUUUAAUUCUCCGCUUGUCAAUCAACAUAUUAUUAAUGUAUCUCAAUCAUCGGCUGCAAUACAUCCAUUUAGCAAUGGAAACUGCGUUGAUGAUAUUGAUCUUUCAGCAAUAAAUACAAAACAGAAUGAUAGGACAGAAAAUCACAUUCUGAUUCCACCACAAGUAAUAGGAGGCUUAGCACCAAACUGCUCUCCUCUUAUAUCGCCUUUAAACAACCCAAAUGAUAUAUCUUCAUCAUCAUCAUCAUCUUCAGCACAGCAUAUAAAUUCAUCCAGUGUUAUAGUUGGACCUACUGUUCCACAGAUGCAUAUUAAUUGUAUGAAAAAGCCAAUCUUUGAGCAAUGGCAGCCUGUACCAAAUAAUUCAUAUAAUAUUUCACACAAUUCAUUUUCCAAAACAAAUGUAUAUAGUGUAAGCAAUAAUGUAAAUGUAUCUAUGGUUGAAAAUAUUCAGCCAUUAUCUGUGCCUGAACUAGAAAUAUUCAAAGAAAACCAACCAAAUAAUCAUUUAGAAUCAAAAGAGAAAAACGAAAAUGCUAUGGUACCUGAAGACGAUAAACUGAAAGUUGCCUCUGAACCUUUGGUAGUUUUAUCAAAGUUAAGUAUUGAGGAGCAACUUCUUGCACAAAAGAGUGUGAAACAGUUCAUAAAAACACAAAAAAGUUCUUCCUCUCCAGAGCCGAUUAAACAUCCUACACCAAGUAAAAACAUUGAAAUGAAUAACCAAAGGAGGUUCUCAACCUGUAAAGAAUUUGAAACUAAUAAGGCGUCAUCUCGUAGAAGAGGAAGAAAUAAUGAAUAUUGCCCUGUUAAUCGUAAAAAUUCAGAAGUUGUGAAGGAUAAGGGUUUGAAAAGAAAUAGUAUUGUAGUAGAUGAUAAGAUCUAUAAUAAUACUAGCUCUCUAAGUGAAAGAGUUAAGAAGAGAAGGCGUACAAGCCAGCAAGCAACCUAUAUGGAAUCUCUUGGUUCAAACGACGAAAACAGUGAUGGUUCUUUCAAGGAAGACGUUAUCUCAGAAAAACUUGAUGUAUCACCAUUUAAAGUGAAGAAAUUGAAGAGCAAAAAAGUUAAAAAAGAAUUCGCUUCUGAACCACUUUCUGUGGAGGAUUUAAUGGAUACAAAUACUUAUCAGCAUUUUUCAAGAACUGUAGAUGCUAUCUUUGAUUCUGUGGAAGAUAUUGAUUUUUCUGCUGUGAUAGAUGAAGAUGCAGAGUGUGCUGCAGAAGUGCUUAUACCUCUAAAUCAGUUGCAAGAUCUGAGCAAUGAAGCAGCGAAACUUAAAAGGCUACAUGCAAUGAACCAAUUUCCACCUGAACGAUUAGUGCGAUUGCUUACAAUUUUGGAGAGGAAUAUUAUUGAUGGAGCAAAAUUACUUCCUGUACAGGGUAUGGAAGAGCAAGAUGAAGAAGAAGCCCGUCUAUUUUUGGAAUUAACAAUGGAGAGAGUUAUGCGAAGUGCUGAAGCAUCAUUGACUGCUCUGUAUGUUAUGACAUCUCAGAAUAUGCCUGAAAAAGUAUUUUUAGAGGAUGUAAUCGAGAGAAUUGUUCUUUUUCUGAAGUAUCAGCUGCAAAAUACAGUGUUCCCAGUGUUUGAUCCUGCAUAUAGACUAGAUCCAAAAUCUAAGGAUGGAUAUGCUGGAAAUAUAAAGCAGAAGAGAGCUCAUGCACAUAGAGUCAAGGAAAAAUCUAUACUCCAGCUGUAUAACAAAUUGCACGAAACUGUUAGUUUGUUGGCUGAAUUAUUAGAAUUGCAAACAUUAACAGAUACCAUCAUUUUGCAGGUUUCAACUUUAGGAGUAAGCCCCUUUUUUGUAGAAGGUAUAAGUGAAUUACAAUUGAAUGCUCUUCGUCUGGUGACGACUGUUUUCUCGCGAUAUGAAAAGCACAGACAGCUUAUAUUAGAAGAUAUAUUAGCAUCAAUUGCGAGAUUACCAACAAGCAAAAGAAGCUUGAGAAAUUACCGUUUAAAUUCAGAAGAAAACAUACAGAUGCUAACAGCUUUGGUUUUGCAGUUGAUUCACAGUGUUGUUAAAUUACCAGAACCAGAUCUAAAAGCUGAAUACCUUUCUAAUGAAGAACGCCCCAACAAUCCCGAAACUAAAGAAAAAAUUUAUGUUGAUAAAGAUGUUCUUUUUAUUACAUCUUAUGAAGCAUCAGUUACGACUGCUGUUAAUUUUCUUUCUGUAUUUUUAAAAAAAUGUGGUACAAAAAAUGAAGAAAUGGAUUACAGACCCUUAUUUGAAAACUUUGUCCAAGAUUUGUUGAGCACAGUUAAUAAACCCGAAUGGCCAGCAUCAGAACUGUUACUUUCUGUUUUAGGAAGAAUAUUAGUGAGGAAUUUUAGUAAUAAAUCUAUGGAAAUGACACUUAGGGUUGCAUCUUUAGAUUAUUUAGGAGUUGUAGCAGCGCGCUUGCGGAAGGAUGCUGUUACUAGUCAAGAUCGUAAAGAUAUGAUAAAUGAUGUUAUCCAGAGAAUAAUGUCAGGAAUUGAUGAUCUUGAUUCCAGUACCUCAAAAAGCAAGAAGAAAAAUAAAAAGAGGACUGCUAAACGAGAUGAAACUCAAAUACUUCAGAAAGCUCUUCUACAGUAUCUUGAUUCAAAUGCAGAAAGUGACCCAGCUCUCCAGUUUGCACGUAGAUUUUACAUUGCUCAGUGGUAUCGGGAUGCAGCUGCUGAAAUUAAACGAUCAAAUAAAUCAUUAAAUUUCCCAAAAGAAGAAGCCGAAAAAGCGGACAAAUUGGAUCAGUCUGUUCGUAGUAAUAAAAUCAAAAUUAAGCGAGCACGAACUUCUCGGAGGAGAUCAUCCCAAAUUACUUACGAAGAAGAAGAGGAGGAAGAUGAAGAAGACGAAGAAAAGAACAAGGAGGAAUCAAAAGUAGAAAAUGAUGAAGUGAAUGCCAAAAUACUUGCCUUGGCAGAGGAGAGGAAACGAUUUCUUUUGACAGUUAUCAAGAAACAAGAACCUCCUAAAGUUAAUAUGAAAGAAGAAGAACAUAUUGAUUAUAAAACUGCAGAAUUAAUAUCGCAGUAUUUAGCUUCGACCAGAUAUUUCUCCAAGAGUUUUGAUUUGUACUUGUCUCAGAUUUUACGUGUGCUUAGUGAAACGGCUGUCGCUGUACGUACUAAAGCAAUGAAAUGUUUAACUCUUGUUGUUGAGGCUGAUCCAAGCAUUUUGUCUCGUCCAGAUAUGCAGAAAGGUGUUCAUGGGAGGCUGCUAGAUCAUUCAACCAGCGUGCGAGAGGCUGCAGUUGACUUGUUGGGCAAAUUUAUUUUAAUCCGUCCUGAGCUCAUAAGUCAGUAUUAUGAAAUGCUAACUGAACGAAUUCUAGAUACUGGUGUCAGUGUUCGUAAACGAGUAAUCAAAAUAUUAAAAGACAUCUGUCUUGAGCAUCCAGAUUUUCCAAAGACCUCAGAAAUAUGUGUCAAGAUCAUUCGUCGUGUGAAUGAUGAAGAUGGCAUAAAGAAGCUGGUCGGAGAAGUUUUUCAAAGUAUGUGGUUCACACCAACUUCGGAAAAAAACCCGCAGAGAAUUCUUCAGAAAGUUAAGAAUAUAACACAUGUGGUAGAAGCUUGUCGAGACACUGGAUUAGAAUGGUUCGAACAAUUACUUACAAAUCUAUUAAAGAACAAAGAAGAUAGUAAUUAUAAAUCUGUUAUAAAGUCUUGUAAACAGAUAGUAGAUUGUUUAGUUGAAAAUCUUUUGCAGUUAGAAGAAUCUUCUCAAAAUGUUGAUGGUGGCGCUAGCCCCCAUCUUGUAGCUUGUUUAGCAACAUUACAUCUGUUUAGUAAAAUAUACCCCCCUUUUGUUGUUCCACAUGCUACAACCAUUCAACCAUAUCUCAGUAUGCGAUGUAAUACACAUUCUGAUUUUUUGUUAUUAAAAAAUGUUGCACAGACAUUAGAAUUAAUUGUGCCGCUUAUAGAACAUCCUAGUGAAACAUUUCUAGCCCAAAUAGAAGAGGACAUGGUAAAGUUAAUUCUUCGUCAACACAUGGGAUUACUUCCUAGUUGUGUUAGUUGCCUUGGGGCUGUUGUUAACAAAGUUACCCAUAACUACCAACUUGUUAGGGAUUGUUUUCAAAAAUUUUUUGUUGUUUUGUUGGUAUGUAAGAAAGAGUAUGAAAAAAAUCCUGGUAACCAUAAUCUGAAAGCAAUGCGUCCAAAACUAUUACGUUCUCUUUACACUGUUGGAUUGUUUUGUCGUCACUUUGAUUUUGAUGCCAUGGAUACUUGUCCAGAUCGAAAUAGCAAUAUCUCUCUGAAAGAUCGGGUUUUUGAAGGCAUUCUGUAUUUCAAUCAGCAUCAUGAUGAAGUCAUUCGAUUGAAAGCUUUAACAGGUCUUGGCUUCAUAAUGAUAAGGCAUUAUGAAUUUAUGCUUGGUCCAGAAGUAAAAUCUUUAUAUCAUUACCUGCUUACUUCUCCUGGAGUCUCGAGCAUACUUAAAUGUCAGGUUUUGAAAAACAUAACAAAUUAUCUUAUUGAAGAAGAACUGCGAAUGAUUCAGAAAGAUGCUGAAUGGAGCAAGAACUCAAAGUCUGAAGAUUUAAAAGAAAUGGGUGAUAUAACAUCUGGCAUGGCGAGUACAGUCAUUCAACUUUAUUUAAAACAAGUUCUUGAAUGUGUUCUUCACACAGAAAUAAAUGUUCGUAAAGCGUCUCUUCAAGUUAUUCAAUUGAUUCUUGGGCAAGGUUUAGUACAUCCUGUGCAAAUAGUACCAUAUUUAGUAUGUUUGGGUUCUGAUGAUGAUCCAAUUGUUAGAACUAAAGCUGAUCAGUUACUUCAAGAAAUAGAAAAGAAAUAUCCUGGUUUUAUUCAGAUGAAGGCAAUGUUAGGUGUCAGAAUGUCAUUUAAAAUGCAGCAAUUAAUACGAAGUCAGGAUGAAAUUUUGCGAGGUUUUCGGACACCCGAUACACCUGUCAGUAGAAAUGGAUUUUUAUAUUCUGUUAUGAGAUCAACUAGACAGAGUAGAAGGGCAUUUCUUUUUUCAUUGUUGAAACUGUUUGAUGAACAGACAAAAACACCUUUAACAGAGCUUUUGUACAUAGCAGAUAAUAUUGCUUAUUUUCCUUAUAUGGCACAAGAUGAACCUUUGUUUAUUAUGCAUCAGUUAGAUAUAAUGCUUUCAGUCUCCGGUUCUAACUUGUUACAGACUUUUCGUGAAUCUCUUCUGUACAAGCAAGCAUCAAAGGCAACAGGACAAUCUGUUGCAAAUAAUGAGAUAGAUGAUGACGAUGAUGAUGAUGAUUAUGAUUCUAUCUUGGAGCGUCUUCCAGAGGAUACAUCAGUUUUGCAAGAGUGCAUUAUAGCAUCUCAAGGUUGUGUAUUGCUCCUAUAUGUAAAGCAAACGCUUAAAGAAAUGUAUGGUUUUACUGAUAAUAAAAUUCAGCAAUAUUCUCCAAAUGAGACUGCUAAAGUUUAUGAAAGACCUCUUAAUCGUAAAGGACAUGUUCGCUUCAAUCCAGAAACUGUUAUAGAUUUUAUUAAACGUGGAGAACUCCAACUUGAAGGAAAGUUGGAUAUGAAAGGUAGGCAGCAAUUAGUUCAGCAAUAUCUUCAUUUUAAACAGUUAAUGCUCACUAUUGAUCCAUCUGAUGAUGAUGAUGAGGAGGACAAUCAGGCUAAACCUGUAGCGUCCAUUAUUACAAUAACAACUGUAACAAAUACAACAGAAAUGACUGCCAACAACGAAAAUACAGAGGGUGACACAAAGCCUUCCCAGCCAUCUAUGCAAAAAACAAAGAUUGUGAUAUCAAGAAAAUGCAAAUCACCCUCUCAUACUCGACAUCUCAGAAAAUCACCAAAGGUGUCUAAAGAAAAAGUGAAAAAGAAGCACAAAAAGAAACGAAAACGGUUGCUAGAUUCGGCGUCAGAAGAUUCCGGGAGUGAUCCUGAUUACAUGGAUUCUUCAUGAUGGGAUGUGUAAUACGCAGUUUUAAAAAACCCACCUAAGCCUGUACCUGUGUUCAUUUGCACUGCGUCUAUAUGAGGAAUUGUCAUUCAACAGCUGUUUUAUAGAUUUCUUCCAUGUGGGGAAUCAGUUGUAUAAUGAAUGAAUUUCACACAUAUAAAUUGAAGUUAGUGGAUUCAUUGAAAAGAGCAAACUGCAAAUGGUAAUAGUUGGUUUUGCUAUGCAUAAUACUUUUCAUGAAAUGAUUCAUUAAAACUGAAUUCCCACGUUCUACAAUAUAUAUUUUAACAGUGAACUAGUGUAUGUAGUAGAAGGUGUGGGUAUUAUCAUAAUAUAUAAAUUGAUGUAACUUAUUUAUUAUUAAGGAAUUGUUAAACAAAUUUACUGGUUAUAAAACUUUUUAUGGGGCUACAUGAGUGAUGUUUUUACGUAUCUGUAUAGAUAAAAUGAGAUAGCAGCAAUUUUAAAAGUUUUUUUUCCUUCCCUUUCUACAGUCAUUAUAAAUAAUGCAUUAUGCCAUAUGUUCUGGUACAUUUUUAACUCUGUAAGUUAUAUUGUUAUAACACAUUGUAAAAAAAGUUACACAUGCACAAGCAUUUUAACUAAUUUAAACGAAAAGCAUCAUUUCGUCAGCAUAAACUGAUCCAGGAGUUGUAACUUAACUAUGUGUCACAAAAGUGUAAAAUUCAUUGUUUUGUACUCGACAGUUUUAGCAGCCUACUAUGCAAUAAAUUAUUAUUUUGAAAUGUUUAAUGCUGCUCUCUGUAAUAAAAGAUGAAUUAAAAGGUUAUUCUUAGUUUUAUAAUGAACGUAGAUAGUGUUGAAUUGCAUAAUUAUAAAAGUCAUGCCUGGUCAUGUUAAGAUAAUAAAGCCUGCCAGUUUCUAAACAAUAAUGUACGGUAAUGCCACUCUUACCAAAGAGAUUCGUUGGCAGGAAUUGGUAUUUUUGUAGAUAAAAUGAAGUAAAAUGACAUUGUUUUAUGUUUUCAAAGUUUUAACAGUUUUUAAAAGAACGUGUUAAAAAUGUGUCUGUUUGUUAAAUUAAUAAUAAUAAAACUGUGGCCAAUUUGUUGCCAGUUUUAAACAAGCAAAGAAUAAAGAUAAUAAAAUUUUUUAAUAUAUUUUUUUUUUCUAAUGAAUGAACUAUUUUGUGUUUAAUGGUUCACUUUGUAAUUAUUUCAAGACUCAUUUGGA
Molecule: messenger RNA, 9540 nt
Organism: Argiope bruennichi
Lineage: Eukaryota; Metazoa; Arthropoda; Arachnida; Araneae; Araneidae
Product: nipped-B-like protein
Exons: 9
Coding region: 1720-8349 (2209 amino acids)
Biological process (GO): regulation of gene expression; establishment of protein localization to chromatin; replication-born double-strand break repair via sister chromatid exchange
Cellular component (GO): Scc2-Scc4 cohesin loading complex
Molecular function (GO): chromatin binding
Source: RefSeq, a predicted model, not a curated record